This is a messenger RNA of Prunus persica (peach), 1377 nucleotides long. RefSeq lists its product as uncharacterized. The record is from RefSeq and is a predicted model, not a curated record. NCBI's taxonomy places the organism in Eukaryota, Viridiplantae, Streptophyta, Magnoliopsida, Rosales, Rosaceae. Bases 1 to 1377 code for a protein of 458 amino acids. The transcript has 5 exons.
AUGGCUCAAAGGAUCAAAACAAAGCCAAAGCCAAACUAUGAUCGGAAAGCAAAGCACCCGGACUAUGUCCAAUUUCGGUGCAAUGCCUAUGCUUUCAACAGCAUCAUUAGAGACAUAAAGGACAAGCUCAAUGAAAGGCAGAAGAAGCUUCUCAAGAAAACCCCUUUCUGGAACUUGAUCGAGCUGUUUUACCGCCAGAGAAUUGACAUGAAUAACAUGAAUAAGUCGGACAUUGACUUAGCACAGCUGCUCAAGACAUUUGAUCCGGAUACAAAGUACACUGCUACCUUCAGAACAAGGCACUUUGGAGAAAAGGGAAAACCUUCAAAAAACCAGGAUAUUUUCAAAACUCCUAAAAAGCCAAAAACUACCAGGGAAGAGGAAGACACUGUUGAGAAGGAAAAAGAAAAAGAAGAUGAUGAGGGAAAACCUGAUGAUGCAAUUCAAGACCUCUUGGUGAAGUCCAUGACAGACCAAAUCAACUACCGCCAACAACAAGAUCCUAGCUUCGUUUGCCCGGAAAGAUUACAACUGUGGAAGGAUGAAAAGAAUGAAGACAGUGAGAAGAAAAUGAAGGAAUUGUGGGAUAUAUUUAUCCAAGUAGAAAAGAGAUCAAAGGAGCUGGAAGUGGAGUUGGCAACAUACAUAGAGAAAUUAGAUAAUGAAGAAUGUGUGACUGCCACCAUGACAGUGGAAUCUACAGUUCAGCUUAAUGAAAUACAAAAUCUGAAAAGGAGGAUUGCAGAAUUGGAAGGCAAGGAAACUGGUAUUGACAUGGAGAAGAUUGCCAAGAAAAAGGAGAUUCAAGAAAAGUACAAGGCAGAAAUUGAAAGCUUGUUGUCAGACCCAACAAUCUUUGAAAUGGAGAUGGAUCUGCCUACAAAACAACCAACACAACCAGUUGAAGAGAAAGAAGAAGAAAAGAAAGAAGAAGAGAAGCAACAAGAAGAGAGAGAAGAAGAGAAGAAGCAAGAUGCUCCAACACCUGAUGUUCCUUCAAAAGUACAAAGGGUGAAGAACAGAGAAAGAAAGAGGCUUCAAGCAUCUUGCUAUGUGUACGAAAAAAAUAAGAAAACAAAAAAGGAGGCAAAAAAGGAUGAUGAAGAACUACCACAAUUCAAGCUUAUCUCUUCCGAGGAGUUAACACAAGAGGCAUCUCAGCCCGAUGCCACAAAUCCAAUUCCUGACCCCCCUAAAGGAACGAGCCUUCAUGAUUCAAUACCUGUGGAUCUACAACAAUCAAGUGAUGAAGAUGAAGGACAAAAAAAGCAAACAAAGAAAAAACUAGGAUGGGGUCAAAAAAAGGUGUGGCAGAAAAUUCCAAAGCCGGACAGGGAAAGAAUUGAAAAACACUACUUAAGCACUCAACUUCGGUAA